AUGGAUCCAAUCUUAUCCGGCCUUAUCUCUGCUUUUGGGUUUAACAUUCUUAUAUUUUGCAUUUUAUUUGCUUUAUUUUUGGUAUAUAAGAGAUUUCGAAGCAAGCAUAUAACUUCAAGAAAUCCCAAGAUUAUUCCAAAAAAUGCAAUUUUUUCUGAAUCUGAUACUCCAUUAGAAACCUUAAACUCCAUAAUUAUAAAUUCAAUAAAUUUAAUAUCAUGUUAGUACUAUUUUUUAAAUAAUAAAAUGAAAUCUUAAUUAUAAGUAUAAAAAGAAAUAAUUAGCGAGGUAUAUUUAUAAAUGUUUGAAACACAUCACUUCAAGAUAUUUAUGAGAGAUGCGGAGGUGAAGCUUAUCUUUAUUUAACAUUACUUUGAAAAAUCAUCCAGAUUUUACUUUUAAUGUGCAUAAUUGGGGUAAUUGUACUUGUUCCUAUAUAUGCACAAGGAAAUAAAGUCCAUAAGGAUGGAAUUGAAAAAUCAGGGAUUGCAAAUAUUUUAGACUCGCCAAAUUAUAUGGUGGCUGCUGUAAUUUAUUUUAUCCCUUUUUCUAUAUUUGGUUAUUAUCUAGCAUAUAGAGUGCUUAAAGAAGUUACAACCAAAGCUCAGCAAAGCGUAUUUUUUAUAUAGAAAAUCCAACUAUUCAAUUAUGUCCUUGAAAUAAGUGAUCUGCCGAAAAAUAAAUCAUGCGAAUUUAUCCGGACUAUGGUAAAUAACCUACUGCAAGAUGAGUUUUGAAAUAAUAUAAUUUCGAUUUAUGUCGUUCCUAAUUUGGCUAAGCUCUAUAGAUGCCAGAACAAAUUAGAAGAUGCGAAGGAAAAAGUUGAGCAUUAUGUUUUAUAUGGUGAAACACAUAGUCAUAUUACAAAGAAAAUAAAAUGACUAGAAAAAAUAAUUGGGACGCAGUCUCACUAUGAAAAAUUAGUAGAAAAAUACAGAAAAAAAUAUGAAGAUCUUUUGACAAAAGAGCCAACUGGGAACUCUGGAUUUUGUUAUGUGACGUUUAGAACUACAAAAUCAGCAGAAAAUGCCAGAAUUUGGUUAAAUAAUAAUGUCAAAGGGAAAGAGUGAAUAAUAAAAACAGCACCUUCACCACAUGAAAUUAAAUGAGAAAAUUUAGACCAAGAUUAUAAAGAAAUGCGCACAAAAAGAUGGCUUUUGUUGGUAUUUUUCUGUGCUAUGUUUUUUGUUGUACUCACACCUGUUGCUUUUCUGUAUUUUGUCAACCAUUUAUUUCCAGAUUUUAAAGGCAGAGAAUUCAUUGAGGGAAUAAUAGGAAAAUAUUUUCCUGUUUUAGUAUUAAUUUUUUAUCAAGCAGUAGUGUUGUAUUAUACUACUAUAUAUAUAGUUCAGAAAGAAAGACGUACUAAUACAGCAAGAGAAACAGCAAGCAGGCUUCUUAAAUAUUUAUUAUUUAUGGGGGUUUAUGUAUUCUUCCUACAAGCAAUGGGUGCACAAACCAUUGCAGAUUUAACAGUCAAUGGAUCAUGAGAUAAUUGGCAAACUGAAUUGCCAAAAGCAAUAGCAAAUACAGGGGGAUUCUUUACAAUUUAUUUGUUAUCACGAGCUUUUAUAGUAAAUGGCUUUGAUUUAUUUCAGCCAUUUUUGGUUGUUAAAACAAAAAUAAAAUUAAAUAUUGCUUCUACAGAAAAAGAAAAAAUAUUAGCACAAGAAGCUCCAACUUUCAAUUUUUCUUAUGAAUAUGCAUCCAUGCUGAACGCUUUCCUUAUUAUCUUUACAUAUUCAAUUUAUUUCCCAUUAAUUAUAUUUUUCGGUCUGAUCUAUUUUUCAAUGAGGGUAAUUGUUAUAUAGUUUUGUGUUCAUAAAUAUUUAAUUUUAUGUGUGCACUAUGUUGACAAAAAUUCAUCAGGAAAAAAUAUACCAGAAAUAUGUUUAAAAUCAAUUUUAGGUUCAGUUUUCAUUUUUCAGAUGACAACUUCCUUGGUUUUUUGUAUUAACAAAUAUGGAGGAAUUGAAGCAAUGGGUUUUAUUUAUUUUGUGCUUUCUAUUAUUUUUUAUAUAUUUAUUCAGAUCAAAAGCGUGAGAGUUUUGAAUAAAGUUUUAAGCUUUGUUAUGGUUGAAGAAGAUAUGAACGCCGUAGAAGAGCCAUUGAUAGCUUCAAACGAGAAUUUAUAUGAGCAUCCUUUGGAAAAGAAAAUAAUUAAUAAUUAUAAUUUAUAA
Messenger RNA from Blepharisma stoltei, 2180 nucleotides. The record is from the annotation of a GenBank genome assembly. NCBI's taxonomy places the organism in Eukaryota, Ciliophora, Heterotrichea, Heterotrichida, Blepharismidae.